AAAAAUCAUGACUCCAUUCGGAAAUCCUCAACUUGAAUGUAUGGAGUUGAAAUCGCUACAUUCAGUCAAACUACAGAGCGAUCAUGUAUUUUGGGGCUACUGCUAUCCUCUGCGCGGUCCUUUUGUCUUCAAGUUUUUCUGGAACUUAUGGCAUUUCAACCAGGAUACAAGUUCAUCCGAUGAACACAGGCUUUGAUCCGGGAGAUAACCUUACUUUGACUUGCCUAACAGGGCAAAAAGGCCCCGUUGACGUAAUCGACUGGUACAAAGAUGGCCAGCUUCUCAACAGCAGUGGGCAUUCAAACUCCUCCUGUUGCGCAGAAAUAUCCUUGAUAAACAUUACCAAGGAGGAUGCAGGGAAGUAUGAAUGUGAAGUCAGGAAAAAUGACGAAUAUGACAAGGGUGUCUUCCAGCUUCAUUUAAACUCUGCCCCCAGAAUACUACCGUUGAUAAAGCUAGUGGAAAUCGAAGAAGGGGAUGACAGACGGAUCAUAUGCCAAGCUCAAGGAUGGCCCACACCCUCCAUCAAAUGGAAACGGGACACAGAAGAAAUUUCAGAGAGCGACGAUUUCAGUACAUGGAAAUAUCCGAAUAAAAACCAAGUGAUGUUAAGGAUCAAAUCAGCUAAAAGUCGUCACCAGGGGGAUUACACGUGUGAGGCUAUGAAUGCAUUUGGUAAAGCAAGCGAAACCGUAUCGGUCGUUAUUGAAGAAUCAGAACCGCCGCGAGUCGGUCGAAACCCUGAGAUCAUAGCUCAUCCUCGCUACACGAUCGCCUCCAAAGGCUCAAAUGUCACUUUAAAGUGUGACGUCAUGUAUGUUCGCUCGUAUUUAGCUGAUUGGUAUUGGCUACUCAACGGCACGGAAUUUACACCGGGACGAGAACGGAGUCGUUAUAAAGAAGACACAUUUCAUUUCGACUACAACUUUACGAUGGUGCUUCACAUUCUAAAUGUUUCUGAAAGAGAUGAAGGGCUCUACGAAUGUCUAGUGUUUGGUUUAGUGGAAACCAAAAGUCCUUUCAUGACCUUGACGAUUGAUGAAAAAGAUAACGUUCAAAACAUUUCGACCAAAUGGGAAACAAUGUAUGUGGCUCUCAACACCCAGGUACAACUCAAAUGCACAUCCAUGUACCAAGCUUUCAUUGAGGUGGGAAUGUUUUGGAUGUUUCAAGGCGACAAAUUGAAUCAAUCAGAUCCACGCUACAAAACAUACACGCUCGGGAUUGCGGACAGCUCGGAGACCAAACGGAAAAGGGAGGAGAUGAUCCUGCUCAUUAGUAAUGUGUCUGAGUCUGAUUUUGGUAAUUACACUUGUGCAUUGAGUACUUCCCUUGGAAUAUCUACGGAGGAGAUUGUCCUUGUGGAAGCAAAACAAGAAAUUGGGUUUUCAUCAUCGGAUGACAGCUCUUCCCCCGUGUGGAUCAUCCUCUUCCCUGUUGUUGCUGGGGGAAUUCUCUUGACUUUGAUUACAUUGGUUCCUCUUCGCAAGAUGAUAAAGAAGAGGCAAGAGUGGAAACUGCAAGGAAAAUCUUGUGACGGACAGUUCAAAUACGACGUUUUUGUGACAUUCAGCAACAAGGACCGUCAGUGGGUGGCGGACAAUAUAAUUCCCCUUCUGGAGGGGAACCAAAUUAAAUACUGCAUCCACAGUAGGGACUUUGAACUGGGGAGGCCUCUAACGGACAACAUGGCGGAGAGUGUCUACUCCAGCCGCAAUGUACUGGCGGUGAUGUCCAAGAACUACUUGGACAGCAAGUUCUGCAAGGGAGAACUCGAAAUGGCGCUGUAUCGAAGUAAAAUUGCUCAUGAAGGUUCCCUGUUGGUCGUUAGAAUUGACGGAAUAAGGAAAAAAAAGUUGCCCAAAGCAUUAAGGGAACAGACAUUUGUGGAUUAUCACAGUGAUAAGGACCGCAGCAGUUGGGAAAAGAAACUGCUACGAUUACUUGUUGAAACUGAGCAAAAUCGAUACAUCACUAAACUUUGAGGCUAGAUUUUACUGUUUCGAUACCGCGCAGUCAUGAAGUUUUGAAAGUCGUUGAUUUCUAUAACAUUUAGCUACCAAACAACGCACUUUUCACGCAAAAUAAACACGCGCUGUAGUUUGUGUCAACAUGCGGCACUUAGCAGUUGAUUAGAGGAACGGCAUAAAACUCAAGAGGAUUUUAUGUUGAUAAAAUAGAUUUAAUAGGUAUUCUGGUUCUUAAUAUAAUCAAAACUAUAGAUUAGUCUUACUUUACAAUACAAGAGAUACAAAAAUACUUGAAUUCUUUAACAUCAAAGCGAGUACGUCGUAAAUUCAUGUAUUUCAAACAAGCCUUCGCAAAUUGAUAAUUGGUAACCAAGAAUAAACUUUCGAACAUUUGAAAAAAAACAAUUGUCCCUCUCUUCAAGUUGACGAUGGCACAAGGGCCUGGUUUUGUAAUUUUAGGAAAAUUACGCUUCGAAACCUCACCACCAAAACUGAUAUAAAACAGUUGAGUUAACAUUUGUCACAAAACGUAGCAUUUUAAAAAUUUGUUAUUUUACAGACAUUGAUGAAAUAACAAAAUAUCUACGCCUCUCGAAAAUACGACAUCUCCGCGUGCAAAGAUCAUUUCAACUAUAUCUUAAUACGCAAAGAUAACAACGUAUUCGAGUAAUCAAGUUGACCAACAUGGUGGUUUUACUUUACACGUCGGAGCUUUUUUUUAUCUCCUCUCAUUUACCAACAAUACUACGGUUGAUGGAAAACAUUUGUAUAAUAUGAGACCUUGUUUUAUUGUUAUUUCAGACGAUAAAGUAGCUUUUCUGCGAGUUAAGUAAACGUGCAGAUCUCUGCAUUUGGUGCUAUCAAAAUAUUUGAAAGAAUCGAUCCAAAAAUGCUAUUUAAUAAUAUGUAAUAUCAAACAGAUCAUUAUAUUUCCACUUGUGG
This is a messenger RNA of Pocillopora verrucosa, 2912 nucleotides long. Its product is annotated as roundabout homolog 1. The record is from RefSeq and is a predicted model, not a curated record. Gene Ontology annotation, molecular function: axon guidance receptor activity. Gene Ontology annotation, biological process: homophilic cell-cell adhesion; synapse organization; signal transduction. Gene Ontology annotation, cellular component: axon; neuronal cell body; plasma membrane. NCBI's taxonomy places the organism in Eukaryota, Metazoa, Cnidaria, Anthozoa, Scleractinia, Pocilloporidae.